Messenger RNA from Acyrthosiphon pisum (pea aphid), 2430 nucleotides. Its product is annotated as 52 kDa repressor of the inhibitor of the protein kinase-like. The record is from RefSeq and is a predicted model, not a curated record. The transcript is spliced from 5 exons. Bases 1 to 2430 code for a protein of 809 amino acids. Lineage: Eukaryota; Metazoa; Arthropoda; Insecta; Hemiptera; Aphididae.
AUGCCAAACUAUUGUUGUGUACGAGAAAUUCAUACCAUAUCCAAAACAAUUUUUAAAGUACCUCAAAAUGAGGAUAUGAAGAAAAAGUGGGAAGAAGCGUUGGGGUUUACGAUUAAAAAAAGUUAUUAUAUUUGUGCUACCCAUUUUGAAGACUCUGAUAUCAUCAGUAAAUGGGAGUCUGGUCAAGAGUCUAAUAAGUAUACGAUAUGUUUGAAAAGACUUCAUUUAAAAAAAGGAGCCAUUCCUAUUCCCUGUAAAAAAAAGAUUUAUGCACAAUCUUUGGAAGGUAUAAAAGUCUGUGAAUUAAAUAAGGCAUGCACAUCUAGCUUGGAUAGCACAUUAGAUCUUUCUCAUACAACGGAUACAUUAGACUCAUUUAAUUUAAGUUCUCAAAGUAUUGAUCUAGUAAAACAUGAUCACUUGUACUGUACUCAGGCAUCAUCACCUAAGAAGAGAAAGCGAAUAAGCAGUUAUUUUGACAGUACAUCCAAAAAAUCAAAACAUAAUUUGCCAUUGGAGGAAUAUAAUAAUACAAUCGAUGGCACUAGUACAGGUACAACUGAAUUUAUUUCUAUACAAAAGCCUGAAGCUGAGCUUGGUGAAUCCAUACAGUCUGAAAAUACAGAUGAAUUAGAUAUAUCAAAUUUUACAUGCCGAAGUAAAAUUGUAAGUGAUUAUAUAAAAUCAAUUAUACUAAAAAGGAGCAAUAUUCCUAGUUCUAAGUUUCAAUAUCCAUUUUCUCUUCAUAAUAAAAAAGGUAAUGAAGAAAAGCGAUUUUUAAGAAAAAAUCAUUUUGAAAAAUACCCAUGGGUUGAGUAUUCUAAUAUAAAACAUGGGUUGUUCUGCAAAAUAUGUGUUUUGUUUUUAACUUCAACUAAAGUUGGUAUGCAUAGAACAGAACAAAUUACUAAAUUGGUUACCGAACCUAUUAAUAAAUUUGCAAAACUAUUAGGUAAGGAUGGUGUUUUAGAAGUACAUCAUAAUAAUGGAUAUCAUAAAGAUAAUGCACAAAAAUCUAUAGACUUUCUAAAUACUUAUGAUAAACCUAAAAAUGAAAUAAUUAAUUUAUUAAAUGACCAACGUAGUAAGGAAAUAUCAGAGAAUCGUGAACGGUUACGACCAAUUAUCAAAACUAUUUUACUUUUAGGCCGGCAAAAUAUUCCUUUGCGCGGUCAUCGAGAUGAUGGAUCUUUAGUUUGUCAAACAGAAGAAGAAGACAAAGUGGAUUCUAUAGUUAAUCAAGGAAAUUUUAGAGAGCUACUGAAAUUUAGAAUUGAUGCUGGUGAUCAGUUACUUGAAACACAUUUAAAAACGACUGGUGCUAGAGCUACAUAUAUUAGUAAGUUAACACAAAAUGAAAUAAUUGAAUGUUGCAAACAAGAAAUAUUAGAUUUUGUACUUUUAGAAAUAAAAAAAGCGGAUAUAUUCAGUGUUCUAUUUGAUGAAACCACAGAUAUAUCUAAUAUUUCACAAAUGUGUUUAAUUAUUCGGUAUGUAUUAAACAACAUUAUAUAUGAACGAUUUUUGUCAUUUGUCGAUUGUCAUAAUUAUAUUUAUAAAAAAAAUAAAGAUGAUGUGUCAAAUAUUGAAGACAAUGUGGAACCCAAAAUAACAGGAGAGAUUUUAGGAGAUACAGUGAUAAAAAUAUUACAAGAAUUAGGAUUAAACUUAGACAACUGUGUAGGUAUUGGGACUGAUGGUUGUUCUGUUAUGGUUUCUGAAGUUCGUGGUGCUGUGCAACAAAUAAAAAAAUAUGCCAAAAAUGCCAUACAUAGCCCGUGCUCUAAUCAUGCAUUGAACCUCAGUAUUGCUAAAUCAUCUAAUGUUCAAUCUGUACGAAACUGUGUAGGAAUUAUAAAAGAAGUUGUUUCCUUUUUUCAUGUAUCUGCUAAACGUAACUAUACUCUUAAACAACAUUUGACAACACAUAAAAAAUUACAUAGUUUGUGUGAAACAAGGUGGGUCGAAAGACACGACAGUAUAAUGCAAUUUAAAGAAUCCAUUAUUGAAAUUGUAGAUACUUUAACUGAUGUAUCUGAAUGGAAUGAAAAUAUUUCUUCUUCAAAAGCCAAAAUGAUGAUAGCAGCUAUUUGUAAUUGUGACUUUAUUAUAUCAAUUUUUUCAUUAUCAAGUUUAUUAGCUGUAACAUUUCCAAUAAGCAAAAUAUUGCAAGGUAAAGAUCAGGAUAUUAUUUCAGCAUCAGAAUGUAUAAAAGAUAUAUACACAAUUCUUGAAAGGAACCGUAAAGAAUGUGAAGACAAAUUCAAAUUAUUGUUUAAAGAAUGUGAACCGAUUUUAAAAGAACUUAAUAUUGAUAUGAGAUUACCAAGAAUUACUUCACGUCAAAAACAUAGACCAAACUUAUUACCAUCAAACAAUAUUGUUGAUUACUAUAGAAUUGAAGACAUGGUUGAGGUCAACAACUGGUGA